CUAUAACUGCGCGUCUCUAGGAGAGUGAGCGAGGAAAAAAGGGGGCGGAACUACAAAGACAUCCCUAACAACAGCAUCUCAACAGUUAAAUGUUAAUUUAUCAGUCAGCCUGGUAUGUACGCGCACACACGCACAUGGUAAGCCCAGGCUUCAUAAGCAGGCUGCCGCCGCCGCCGGCACCUCACUGUCUCCACUGAUCCUCCUGCUGCUGCAGCGCACAGCGCCUCGCACAACAUGGCACUGGCCGACACGGAGCGCGCAGCGUCCGGCUGCGGGGACCCGGGCACCCCGUUCUCAGAGAUCAUCGAGCUGAACGUCGGCGGCCAGGUGUACGUGACCAGGCACAAAACCCUGGUGGCCGUGCCGGACUCGCUCCUGUGGAACAUGUUCACCAAGAAGUCCCCCAAGGAGCUGGCGAGAGACAGCAAAGGACGCUUCUUCUUGGACAGGGACGGCUUCUUGUUCCGGUACAUCCUCGACUACCUGAGAGACCUGAACCUGGUCCUGCCGGACUACUUCCCCGAGAAGAGCCGCCUGCAGAGGGAGGCGGACUUCUUCUCGCUGCGGGACCUGGCGAAGCGCCUCAGCCCGCGGGUGAGCAAGGACAACUCGAUCUGCGAGGAGAUCAGCCAGAGCGACACGGAGGACGGCGCGCAGUGCUGCUCCUCCGUGGAGCCGCUGCGCGCCCUGUCCGCCGGCGGCGCCAUGCGCUCGCCGUCUCUGGACUCCAGAAAGUCCGGGUACAUCACCAUAGGAUACCGCGGCUCCUACACCAUCGGCAGAGACAUCCAGACCGACGCCAAAUUCAGGAGGGUGGCGCGCAUCACCGUGUGCGGCAAAACCUCCCUGGCCAAAGAGGUGUUCGGCGACACGCUGAACGAGAGCAGGGACCCGGACAGGCCUCCGGAGAGAUACACCUCCCGCUACUACCUGAAGUAUAAUUUUCUGGAGCAGGCGUUUGACAAGCUGACAGAGGCGGGCUUUCACAUGGUGGCCUGCAGCUCCACGGGCACCUGCGCCUACACCAGCAACGAUCCAAACGAGGACAAGAUCUGGACAAGCUACACUGAAUAUGUCUUCUGUCGGGAAUAACAAACUCAUUCGUGCCAUUUCAAUGUAUAUAUAUAUA
Messenger RNA from Fundulus heteroclitus (mummichog), 1129 nucleotides. RefSeq names its product potassium channel tetramerisation domain containing 12.1 (gene kctd12.1). The transcript has a single exon. Gene Ontology annotation, cellular component: presynaptic membrane; postsynaptic membrane. Gene Ontology annotation, molecular function: protein binding. Bases 235 to 1092 code for a protein of 285 amino acids. Gene Ontology annotation, biological process: regulation of G protein-coupled receptor signaling pathway; protein homooligomerization. The record is from RefSeq and is a predicted model, not a curated record. Lineage: Eukaryota; Metazoa; Chordata; Actinopteri; Cyprinodontiformes; Fundulidae.